AUGGACACAAAGGCGUGCAUCUCGCUUGUAAUCCUCGCGCUCGUGAUCGCCGGCCUGGACACGAGUGCUGCGGCGCUCGUCGGCAUCCACGCGGCAGCGGCAGUGAUGCCAACAUGGUUGGCGAUGCCGAUGAAGCUUGAGGAUGCGGUGGCGCCGGAGCUCUUGGAUUCGACGACGGUGGACGUGGAGGAGGGACACCGCCGCGUCCUCGCCGGCAGAGGCAUCACUUCUAGUUCCCUGAACCCCAACAAGGCAGCCUGCAUCAGGACAUGCCCGGCGCGCGGACGGCCGUACACCGGCUGGGCAUGCCUCAGAACGUACCAGUGUCGUUAG
This is a messenger RNA of Hordeum vulgare subsp. vulgare (domesticated barley), 333 nucleotides long. RefSeq lists its product as uncharacterized. Lineage: Eukaryota; Viridiplantae; Streptophyta; Magnoliopsida; Poales; Poaceae. The transcript has a single exon. The record is from RefSeq and is a predicted model, not a curated record. The coding region runs from base 1 to 333 and encodes 110 amino acids.